This is a messenger RNA of Fraxinus pennsylvanica, 390 nucleotides long. Lineage: Eukaryota; Viridiplantae; Streptophyta; Magnoliopsida; Lamiales; Oleaceae. The record is from the annotation of a GenBank genome assembly.
AUGAAAGGUGGUGAGCACAACAGUGACUCACGAGAAAAGCGUCGGUACAGGCUCUGUGGUAGUUUCACGCAAAGACCCCAUCGGUCUCCGUUCAUCGCAGAAGCACUCUUAGCUGUUCGUCGCAGUUCACUGAUCUCAGAUCGCCGCUUUCGAAUCGCCAUUACGGCUUGGGGAUUUGUCUGUGCUGCUGCUUCGUCCUUGUCUGCUCUUAAGCAGCCAACCAUUAGAGUUGUGGCUAUUAUGGUUGAGGGUGUCCCAGAAACACACACCAAGCAAUUGAUUGGGUAUGUAAACGCAAACACUAAGGUAAUGCCAAAAUCAGACACCAGCGAUGGUGGUUGCUGUAGGGUUUGGAGGAUGAAGAUGAAUUUGGGUCAGCUAAUGAGGUAG